UUCUUUGUCCACCACUGCUCCCAUGCAGUAGGUGGCUGUAGGCCCUCUAUCGUCUGUUUGCCCCUCAACUGAUCCAAACGAAGAAGAAGAAGAGGGACCUGUAAGGGGCUGGGUUUGGUUGGUUUGGUUGGAGGCAAAACCCUGAAAGGGGGUUUACCGUUUGUUGCAUCAAAAAUAAUAAAGUCGCUUUAUAAACUUGAUCGCAUUCAACUGCGAGAAGGACCGAAACAUCAAGGAGAGAAAAUAUGGAUGCAGGGGAAGAACAAAACACAGGCACUACCACCAACAACAACAAUGGAAAUCCUCAGACAAGUGGAAACUCUCGUGCACCUCAAAUCGCCCACAUGUCUCUGUAUGAAAGACAGGCUGUACAGGCUCUUCAAGCACUGCAAAGACAACCAAAUGCAGCUCAGUACUUCCAGCAGCUCAUGCUACAGCAGCAGAUCAAUAGUGCCCAACUCCACAACUUGGCUGCCGUGCAACAGGCCACACUUGCAGCGAGUCGACAAUCCAAUACCCCAAGUAACAGCAUGUCCCAGGCAACCACCACUGUCAACCUCAGCACCACAUCCACAGGAGGAACCACAACCAAUCCCCGUCCUCAUGGCCCAGCCACAUCUGCAACAACAACAGCAGCUCUCAACCAGUCCGUGUUGCUGGGUGGAAACUCAGCAGGACAAGGACAAAUGUAUCUUAGGGUAAACCGCUCUCUCAGGGCUCCCCUGGCCUCUCAGCUCAUCUUCAUGCCUGGAGGUACAGCAACAGCCACUGUAGCAACAGUUGCCCAAACACAGCCCCAGCAGCAGCAGCAACAGCAUGACAUUGCUAAUACCAAUGCAAGUGCUCAGUCUGAAAAUGAUCAGGUGCAGAAUCUGGCCCUACACUGCACUUCCACUCCCAGAGUUGUUUCUGUCAAGUCGGAGCAUCCAGAGAGGAAAGAUGUCGCCAGCUUUACUCUAAGUCAACAGCAGCAGACUUUUGCCCAGGCAGGUCAGCAGCAGCAAGUGCAAUCCCAGCAGCAGCAACAACAAAUGGCCAAAGGCAACUUUACACAGCAAUCUGCCGCCAACACAAUGACUGUAAAGACUGGAAAUCAGGCUGCAAUGACUGUUACUCCUGCUGCAUCUGUAGCUCCUUCCUCUAACUCCUCUCAAGCACUCCCUCUCCCCCAACUCCUAUUGUCCUCCUCUGCUGCCCCCAUGAUCCUGGUUCCCACUUCAAACGUCCCCACCACCACCCAGAGCUACUCUAUCAGCACGGUGACCCCAAAAGCCAACGUAAACACUCAGACUCUGGUUGUCCAGCCAUUACAACAAGCUAGCACUACAGCAGACAAAGGCCCUGUGCCAAUCCAGCCAAAGACAGCUCAGGGACACCGCUUACCUGUGCAGCUGCCUCCUCGACACCCACCUCCUAUUCUCCCAGCACCGCCAAGCAACAGCCAGGCAGCAGCCGGGGGGCACAAUGCUCCCCACAUCCCCGUGCAGCUUGUAGGAGCGAGGCAGGGCUUAGCAGGGAACGCACAGGUUUUAGCUCUGGCACAUGCACGGUGCAGCGCAACCCAGGAGAGUGCUGCUGGAGGGAAUGUUAACAUGAUUUGCAACAACAGUGCUAUGAUAAAGCCUGCCAUCAGUUCUCUGAAACGAAAAUCCGACUGUGAUGCUUCAAAUGAGAUGUCAACAGAAUCCUCUGCACCCAUGAAGGACUCUGCUCCUCCUUUAUCUCCUGCCCCAACAAAGGACUCAGUUCCUCUCGCAUCAGCUGCCUUCUCCUCUCCUCCCACCUUGUCCCUGCCUCUGCCCUUGUUAAGAGGCGGGCAUGGAGACAAAGACAGAGCGCCGGUCCCUCAGGCGGUAGUCAAACCCCAAGUUCUUACCCAUCUCAUCGAGGGCUUUGUUAUCCAGGAGGGUGCUGAGCCUUUCCCUGUUGCCGGACUCCUCAAAGACAGAGAUUUUGCCCUGGUUGGUCGCUCAGAGAAUGGGACUCCCUUGUUGAAGUGUGAAUACUGUGCAAGCCUCGCCCCUGCCAGCCAGUUCAGAGGAUCAAAGAGAUUCUGUUCAAAUACUUGUGCUAAGAGGUAUAAUGUCAGCUGCAGCCAACACUUUAAGACGAGCAGAGGAAGAAGUGGUGGAACCCUGGCCUCACCUCCAACCCCCUCUGACAGUGCUGCAAGGCGGAGGGCACCUUCUCGUAGGAGCAGCUCUAAUAUCACCUGUAAUAAGAUGCCAGGCAGGCAUCUAUCUGUCAAGUGUCACUCUGAGUCCAGCCGCUCCGAUGACAUCUCCAGCGACGGAGAAGAGGAAGAGGAUGAUUCUCCCUCACUAUCCCCAAGCUCUUCUCACUCCUGCUUGAGAGCCGGACACAGCGCUCCUCCCUCUGACAGCUCAGCUCCUGGAGGCCUCCCACUAGAGGGUGCUAACUUUCUCUCAGCGACUCCCGCUCAGUGGAGCGUGGAAGAAGUUUGCAGGUUUAUCUCUUCUCUUCAAGGUUGUGAGGAGUUGGCUGCUCAGUUCCUGUCGCAGGAAAUAGACGGGCAGGCUCUGCUACUCCUGCGAGAAGAUCAUCUCAUCUCGACCAUGAAUAUCAAACUGGGUCCUGCUCUAAAGAUCUGUGCCUCCAUCAACACGCUGCGUGAGUGAUGCAGGUGAUGCAGGUGGAGGGAGAAUAGGAUCUUUGAUUCCAUUUUAAUAAGAAGUUUAAAAGACUUAAGAUCUUGGAGGACAUGAGGUUUAACAGUUUACUUUCUGGACUUUGAAUGUGCAAAAAACAUCUUAUAUGUGUACUUUUUUAUUUGAGUUGUAUCCAUGUCAGUAGCGUUUAUUAGUUUUUAUCUGUUACUGUGAGUAGAGAAAAACCUUUUGUAUGUAUACUCUUGUGAAACUGUGCAAAAACCUGCCAGUGUGCAGUAACGGGUGCUAUCUAGGAUAAUUCACCUGUUGGGUUAAAAAAAGAAAUGUUGCCUUCUUGCUGGAUUUCAAACGGUGCUUUAACUUUGGUUAUAUGUUCUCUUUAGUCCACUUCCUUUAGAUGUUUUAGUCUUUUAUUAGAAAUGUGUUACUUUACUAUAGAUGUUCAACCAAGGCUCCAAUCACAUCGAGAAAAGGACACUCAUAAAGCCUUGUGUUUUUAUUUAGUUCAUUUAAUCAGUCAUUCAAAGUUUAGUUUUGUAUCUUUUCCAUUUUGUACUACAAUCAGAGUUAUUUUUUCAUGGAUGAGAUAUAGUUUUAGUAGCUUUAACCAACUUAACUACCUGAAAAUAGGUAUUUCUCAUGGUUUGCUCUCCUGAGGGCUGAGUGGAAGUGCUCUGUGUACGUAUGCAGUACUACCAAUAAACAAUACCUUUCAGAGGA
Molecule: messenger RNA, 3350 nt
Organism: Notolabrus celidotus (New Zealand spotty)
Lineage: Eukaryota; Metazoa; Chordata; Actinopteri; Labriformes; Labridae
Gene: phc1
Product: polyhomeotic homolog 1
Exons: 14
Coding region: 246-2639 (797 amino acids)
Cellular component (GO): nucleus; PRC1 complex
Molecular function (GO): zinc ion binding; protein binding
Source: RefSeq, a predicted model, not a curated record